Messenger RNA from Aspergillus uvarum CBS 121591, 1570 nucleotides. RefSeq names its product ankyrin repeat domain-containing protein. The transcript has a single exon. Gene Ontology annotation, molecular function: protein binding. Bases 60 to 1415 code for a protein of 451 amino acids. NCBI's taxonomy places the organism in Eukaryota, Fungi, Ascomycota, Eurotiomycetes, Eurotiales, Aspergillaceae. The record is from RefSeq and is a predicted model, not a curated record.
CUUAGCCAUUUCUCUGUUCCCACGGUCCCUUUGUCUCCUCUAAGCAUUACACCGAAUCUAUGGGAUAUAGUACACUACCCAGUGAGCUACACCGGCUCAUCGCAGAGUUUCUCGCGGAGUUUACGGAUUCAGAGGAUGCCUUCAAUGCGCUAGCACGCACCAACCGUACCUUUUACAUGCAGUACAACCCCUUGUUGUACAGAUACCACCUUGCAAGUCAUUCCAAGCGCCCUUCAGCACCAGCACUUUACUGGGCUGCUAAGAAUGGAAGACAUGAUACGCUAGUCCGGCUCCUCGACGCGGGCGCAGAGCUAUACCACCCUCGAAUCUGGCAGGAGAAGCCAACGUCAACCGGGUCGACUGGGCUCCGGCCUUUACAUCCAGCCCGACUUGCUGCCGAGAAGGGUCAUGCUCAAUUUCUCGAGGCCAUUUUCGAUUGGGGGCAAGAGGAUCCGGAGAGUGCCAGAAGCUUUGGUAGCCGGCUAGGUAACCGGGGCUACAGUGUCCUUUUUGCGGGAGCAGCCCUUAACAACCACCUGCCCGUGGUGCAGAUUCUGCUAGCCCGUGGCGUUGACCCCUGGGAUAAGUAUACUUCCUUUCUUCCUCAGGGCGUGCGACUGCAGAAAUUCAGUUCGGAGCUGCUACAGGUGCUUCUCGAAGAUGCUAAGCAUCGAGAGCAUUUGCAGCCCUUCACCACCUGGGAACCUGUUCACAUGGCAUUACGGUAUGCAGUGGAGCAGGCCAAGGAUAUUGAGGCGACCAAAAUAAUUCUCACAACCGGGGUCAAUGUUAACUUCCUCUAUUCUGAUGACCCGAUGAUUGUGGUCCGGCGACCUUUGCAUUACUGUCACCAACCAGACUUGUAUCGGCUCCUACUUGAGGCGGGUGCUGAUCCAAACAUCGAAAAUAAUGACAGAUGGGGGGCUCUCUCCUCCGCAGUAGGAAACUGUCACAUGCAGGCCGGCCGAUAUCCAAGUUCGGCAGAAGCAAAGUGUCGGCGGUGGGAGAGAAUUCAGCUGCUGUUUGAGUACGGCGCAGACCCCGCGCGAGCCGGGGGAGGUUGGGCACUGCACGGCGCACUACGCGACGCAGAUUAUAGGCUGGCAGACUUUCUAGCCGACAAGGGGGCGAGAAUUAGUGUCGCUGAGCUAGGCGAUGCGGAUCAAGCUCUCUUACAUCGCGCAGUGGGGGCACGUGAGUGGGAAACUGUGAUGGAACUUACUCCAGUCAAUUGGUCUAUGGCAGGAUAUGCUGGUCCAGGUCUGAUGAAAGACGCUCGCAAUCGGACUUUCCCGUACGUUCCACCAUCCAGCAGACCACUUUCAGCAAGGCCCAGAAUUUGCAGGAUAAGAGAUCCACCGCAUAUGGAAAACUAUAUCGGCCACUCAAAGAAAAAAAGGGUACGAUACGACUAGUGUAACUAGUUUGUAUACUCCAAUUUGUUACUUAUACAAACUUAUACAAGCGUGCACAAGCGUGUACAAGCAUUCACAACUAUUGAGAUUAGUCCGAUGUUCCCCGUCCUUACGGCGGACUAGGGCAAGAACUGCUCCACUACCCAUACAACAAC